Molecule: messenger RNA, 1053 nt
Organism: Cebus imitator (Panamanian white-faced capuchin)
Lineage: Eukaryota; Metazoa; Chordata; Mammalia; Primates; Cebidae
Product: protein FAM104B-like
Exons: 1
Coding region: 11-331 (106 amino acids)
Source: RefSeq, a predicted model, not a curated record
GGGCAAGACUAUGGGAGGCUGCCCUGUACAGAAAAGAAGAAAUGGCAAUAAAGAGGGCAACCUUCAUUGCCCCCAGCCCAAAAGGAGUAAAAGAAGCCCUGUCUUUCAGGAUUCUCGAGAUACAGAGUUUUCAUGCAGUGAUAAGGAAAGGAGCAGCAGCUACACUAAUAUCCCAGAGAAAGCAAAUGGACCAGAAGGCAACUUAAACCAGAUUGUUACUGAACCCAAUACAAACAUUCCCCAGUUCUUGCACGAGGGGUAUGUACUAUGCCAAGAUCUUUAUUCCCACAUCAACCAGAUCUUGAAGGAGGCUCACUUCAACAGUCUGUAGCAGCGAGGACAAGCUCCAGCAUGAUGAACUAGGACUUCCUUAUUCCAACCUACCUAACCUGUGUUUAUAAAAGCAAUUGCAUACAUACCAAAAAAUAAAUAAAUAAACAAAAAAAUAAAUAAUGCUUGGCUUUAUACGUGUCUGGUUAAUUUUUUAAAAAUAGGAAAAAAAAAGAAUUAAUGCUGAGAAUUGUCCACGUUUGUAAAAACAUAUAAGCUUGCAAAUUCAAGGAGCUGAGUAGGCUGAGAAAAAAGAGGAAUAGGGAGUUACUGGUUAUUGUUUAAUACGUACAGAAUUUCAGUCGGGGAAGAUGAAAAUGUUCUGGACAUGGAUGAUGGUGAUGGUUGCACAAUGGGAAUGUACUUAAUGCCACUUUAAAACAGCAAAAAUGAUAAAUUUUAUAUCUCAAAUAUAUUGCCACAAUUUAAAAGAGCUGGGUAGACAUCAAACAAAAUAAACCCAAAGAAAUCUACAUCCAGGCACAUAAUCAAAUGGCUGAAACUCAAAGAUAAGGCCAGGUAUGGUAGCUCAGGUCUGUAAUCUCAGCACUUUGGAAGACCAAAGCAGGAUGAUCACUCAAGCCCAGGAGUUAGACACCAGCUUGGGCAACAUAGUAAGAUCCCAUCUCUACAAAAUUAGUCAGGAAUGGUGGUGCAUGCCUGUAGUCCCAGCUACUUAAGAGGCUGAGGUGGAAGGAUGGCGUGAGCCUGAGAGGUCCAAGC